AUGGCGAAAGCUUUGAAAAAGUCAUUUAAGGAUAGUUUGGAAGAUAUAAAAGAACGAAUGAAAGAAAAGAGAAAUAAAAAAUGGGCAAGACUGGGUAAAGCAAACCAAGUUUUACCUAUUAAGAGUAAAAUUGCAGAUAAUUCUGCGGCACAAUUGAAAAACUUCCAAGUAAAUAAUCGUGCUUUAGCUUUGGCUUUAGAAGAAGAAAGGAGUAAAAUGAGGGAAGCACAAGAUAUCAUACUGUGUUUAAAGAAAGAAUAUCAGAGCUUGAAGUUUCAGAAUUUUGACCUACAAAAAAAGCUUAAGUUACAGCAAGAAAAACAACAUGCUGAGAAUGGAUUCGUGGUAGUGAAGAAGAUUAUUGCUAAAGUUGUUCAAGAUCUACUCAGUGCAGCAAAUAUUCUUGAUCCCUUAAAUGAUGUCUCUACUGCUGAUUUUAAUACAAUUCAGUAUAACUCUGAAGAUGAGGAAUGUGCUUCUGGAAGUUUAAAGAAGCAUAAUUCUUUGGCACUUCUAAGGCACAUUCUUGCUGUAGAAGUAAGUAAAGAAGAUACAGAUGAAAUACAAGAUAAAGUGGAAAAACUUUAUUAUUCAGAUUCUGACUUAAAUUUCUGUGAUGUCAUUGACAAUACAUCUUCAGUGUCUCAGAUAGAUACAGGUUACCAGAAUUAUUCCUGUGAAGAUCAUCCAUAUCAUGUAAACUCUGGGAGCAGAAUUAUUUCAGUUGAAGACAGGCAAACUGAUUAUUCUGUACCUAAAAAUGUUUCUACCCGUCGUCGUUAUUUAAAAAUUAAUUCCCUCCAUGAAGUCCUUGAAUUACAAGAUGGCAUUCCAGAUAUCAAUGUUGAUCUUUCCUGUUCAAAGAAUAAUGAAAAUUCUGAAGAAAUAUCUAUUAGUCAGGAGGACAAGCAUAGUGUAAACAUUGAUAAAAGUGAAUCAGAUAUGCAAAUUGAAUCUGAUAAAAGUGGAUCAGAUACACAAAUUGAAAAGGCCAUAGCUUUUUCAGAACAAAGUAAUUUUAAUAAUACUGGUGGCUUUAAAAGUCAGAAAGGGAAGGGUCAGAAGAGAAAGUUGGUAACCACAAAAAAUGUGUCCAAGGUAAGAUCCAACAAAGACAAAAACUGCAAUAAGCAUGCAGGACCUAAACAAAAAGCAAAUACACCCAUUCAUUCCAAUGAUGCUUAUGAUUUUAUUAGUGAAGAGUCUGUUCAUAUAACACCUUUCCGGCAAAACAAACAAAAUGAACAUGUUGAUGACAAAGAUUAUACAGAAGGAGAAAUCUGCAGUGGUGAAUCUUCUGUUUCAGAAGAAGAUCCUGAUGAUAGUCUCUAUGUGCCUUAUUCAAAAAAAUCAAAAUCCAAUGAAACUUUAAAUACUGGAACAGAUGUAAUCCCACUACGCACAAAGUCACGAUCAAAGAAAACUGUGUCUGAGCAACAUGAUAUAAAUCCUAAAGGGAAAAACAGGAAUACCAAGACACUUGAAUCUCAUUUGGAUGAAUCAUCUGAGGCACUUCAAAAACAUCAUCUCAAUGAUAUUACCAAUGUUGCAUCAACUUCUUACCAAACAAGAAUUUCUCACCUAGACUUCAGUACUGCAGCAAAAGAUGCUACUCAUCAAAGACGUAGAAGUACAAGUUAUGUGAGUUACAAGGAGCCAAGUCUCAGUGGGAAACUCAGAAGAGGAGACCCAUUUACAGAUACCAGCUUUCUGAACUCUCCCAUUUUUAAAGAGAGAAAGAACACCAAAUCGAAAUCGCUUAAUAAAAAGUUGCUGUCCAGAUAUAACGAAGCAUUUGUUGGCUAUUAAGAUACUUUUCAUGGAGUAUACUUAGCUUCUCAUUUAUAUUAUGCUGAAAGUUUAUGAACUAAAAUUGUGGAGAUGGAGCUUAUGCAUGUUUCUGAUCUAGGCUUAUGAAUACUUUGCUAAUAUUUUAUCAUACAUACACUGCCUUCCAGAAUUUAUCUAUUCAGAAAGAUAUGAAUAACCUAUUUUAAUAGGAGCUACAUCCUGAACAUGAUAGAAAAUA
Pseudonaja textilis is the source of this 2029-nucleotide messenger RNA. It is a transcript of the gene SGO1, whose product is annotated as shugoshin 1. Lineage: Eukaryota; Metazoa; Chordata; Lepidosauria; Squamata; Elapidae. Gene Ontology annotation, biological process: meiotic chromosome segregation. Gene Ontology annotation, cellular component: chromosome, centromeric region; nucleus. The record is from RefSeq and is a predicted model, not a curated record.